Ipomoea nil (Japanese morning glory) is the source of this 3396-nucleotide messenger RNA. Its product is annotated as probably inactive leucine-rich repeat receptor-like protein kinase At3g28040. Gene Ontology annotation, molecular function: protein kinase activity; receptor serine/threonine kinase binding; ATP binding. Bases 219 to 3185 code for a protein of 988 amino acids. Gene Ontology annotation, biological process: protein phosphorylation. NCBI's taxonomy places the organism in Eukaryota, Viridiplantae, Streptophyta, Magnoliopsida, Solanales, Convolvulaceae. The record is from RefSeq and is a predicted model, not a curated record. The transcript has 2 exons.
CUUUCUCUCUCUUUCACAUUUUCUGUCUCUAGUCUAUCUAUCUUUUAUCUUUCUCUCGUGACUACAGCACUACAGUUCACUUCAUUCUCUCCUUCCUUCUUCAAUGGACUCUCAUCAUUGAACUUCGAUUCAGAUCAACGUUCUUUUCUCGAUCUCAUGUUUAUGUAUGUCCGCCAUUAUUAAUCCUUAUCAGACUCUUUAAUUUAUAUAUAUACAUAAUGGGUUUCCGUUCCAUGCUCCUCCUCGUAUUUCUGUCGGUUCUAAGUGUAACCUCCGGCGCCGGCGGCGCCGAAUCGCUGCAGCUGAACGAUGAUGUUUUGGGGCUCAUCGUCUUCAAAUCCGGCGUCCAAGACCCGGCUUCUCACCUCGCCACGUGGAGCGAAGACGACGACUCUCCGUGUGCAUGGAACUUCGUCAAAUGCCACCCCGCCAACGGCCGAGUCUCCGAGGUGGACCUCCAUGGAUUGGGCUUGUCGGGGAAGAUCGGCCGGGGGCUCGAGAAGUUGGAGCAUCUCAACGUUCUUUCAUUGGCGUCCAACAACUUCAGCGGCGUCAUUUCGCCGCAGUUGGGUCUCUUGACCAAUCUCCAAACGCUGAAUCUUAGUAAGAACAGUAUCUCCGGUACCGUCCCGGAUUCUCUGGGGAACAUGAGUUCUCUCCAGUUCCUCGAUCUCUCCGGGAAUUCGCUGUCGGGGCCUGUGUCGGAUUCCAUGUUGGAGAAUUUGGGUUCCCUUCGGUUCCUGUCUUUGGCGGGGAGUUCCUUUGAAGGUCCGAUUCCUAGUAGCCUCUCCAAAUGCACGCUUUUGAACCACCUUAACCUUUCCAACAACCGUUUCUCCGGCGACCCGAGGUUUUCCGGCGGGAUUUGGGGGUUGACGAGGCUGAGAACGUUAGACGUUUCAAACAAUGAGCUUUCUGGGUCACUCCCCAUUGGCGCCUCAUUCCUACACAACCUAAAAGAGCUUUCUCUAGGAAGCAAUCAUUUCUCCGGCGAGAUUCCAGUUGAUUUAGGAUUGUGUCCACAUCUCAGCAGGCUAGAUUUGAGUGAAAAUCUCUUCACCGGAACAAUCCCGGAGUCCCUUCAAAGGCUAAAUUCUCUCUGGUUUCUAAACCUCUCCAACAAUCUCCUUGAUGGGGAUUUUCCUCAAUGGAUAGGGAGCUUGUCCAGCUUGGAAUACAUUGAUCUGUCUGGGAACAGUUUGAAAGGGUCACUCCCUGAAACAUUGGGAGGGUUGAAGGUUUUGAAACAUUUGAGGUUGAAUGAUAAUAAGUUGACAGGCAAGAUUCCAGAGGGGGUGUUUGGGAUUGGAUUGGAAGAAGUGGAUUUGUCAAGAAACUGGUUGAGUGGUUCCAUUCCACCUGGUUCUGGGAAGAUGGUUGAGUCUCUGGAGGUGAUGGACCUGUCAGGGAACAAUCUGAGUGGAGAUAUUCCACCACAAAUGGGGCUCUUCUCCAGGCUCAGAUACUUGAAUCUUUCUUGGAAUAACUUUCACUCAAGAUUGCCCCCUGAGGUGGUGUAUUCCCAGAAUCUUACUGUGUUGGAUCUUAGGAAUAGUGCGUUAAUUGGGGAGAUUCCAGAGGAUAUAUGUGAAUCUGGCAGCCUGGGAAUUCUGCAGCUUGAUGGGAAUUCAUUGACUGGCACUAUUCCUCCUCAGAUUGGAAAUUGCUCCUCUCUCACCUUGCUGAGCUUAUCACACAAUAAUUUAAGUGGCACCAUACCUGAGACCCUUUCAAUGCUGAAAAGGCUGAAGAUUCUGAAGCUAGAGGUUAACCAACUGAGUGGAGAAAUACCCCAACAGCUGGGCAAACUGGAAAACCUUCUGGCAGUGAAUGUAUCCUACAACAGGCUCACAGGCCGGCUUCCGGCUGGGAGUAUAUUCCAGAAUCUAGACUCCAGUGCAAUAGAGGGGAAUGAUGGGAUUUGUUCCCCCUUAUUGACAGGACCCUGCAAAAUGAAUGCCCCAAAACCUAUAGUCAUCAACCCCUUUGUUUAUGGAAACCAGACUGACAAUAAUAAUGGGGGGGAUAAUAAUGAGCCUCUGGCAAGUACCAGGAACUCAAGGCACCAUAGAUUCCUCAGUGUUUCAGCCAUAGUUGCAAUCUCAGCUGCAGCCAUCAUUGCAGUUGGUGUGAUGGUGAUAACCAUGGUGAAUGCCUCGGUUAGGAGGCGGAUUUCGUUCGUGGAAAACGCGUUGGAGAGCAUGUGCUCCUCCACCUCUUCAAGGUCCCAAGGCAUGGCUACUGGGAAGCUGAUCCUAUUCGACACGAAAUCGUCCCCGGAUUGGGCGAGCAGCACCUUCGAAUCGGUGCUGAACAAGGCAUCAGAAAUCGGGGAAGGCGUUUUCGGGACCGUUUACAAGGCUCCACUGGGAGGUGAAGGCAGCAGAGUGGUGGCAAUAAAGAAGCUCACAAGCUCAAAGAUUUUGCAGUACCCGGAGGACUUUGAUCGCGAGGUUCGAGUUCUGGGGAAAGCCAGGCACCAGAAUUUGGUCCCCUUGAGAGGCUAUUACUGGACUCCUCAGCUCCAGCUUUUAGUUUCAGAUUUUGUGCCAUUAGGGAACUUGGAAUCAAAGCUCCAUGAAAUGGCAAUGGCAAUGGCAACUCCUCCAUUAACAUGGGCAGUUAGGUUCAAGAUUAUAUUGGGAACUGCAAAGGGGCUAGCACAUUUGCACCAUUCUUGCCAGCCCCCAAUCAUACACUACAACAUCAAGCCCAGCAAUAUUCUCCUGGACGAAAACCUGAACCCGAAAAUCUCAGACUUCGGGCUGGCAAGGCUGGUGGCAAAGCUGGACAGGCACGUGAUGAGCAACCGGUUCCAGGCGGCGAUAGGGUACGUGGCGCCCGAGCUGGCGUGCCAGAGCCUGAGAGUGAACGAGAAGUGCGACGUGUAUGGGUUCGGGAUGCUGAUACUGGAGAUUGUGACGGGGAGGAGGCCGGUGGAGUAUGGGGAGGACAAUGUUUUGAUCCUGAAUGAUCAUGUGAGGGUGUUGCUUGAGCAAGGGAAUGUGUUGGAGUGUGUGGAUCAGGGGAUGGGUGGGUACCCUGAUGAGGAAGUGUUGCCUGUUUUGAAGCUGGCUUUGGUGUGUACUUCCCAGAUACCUUCGAGCAGGCCUUCCAUGGCGGAAGUGGUGCAGAUCUUGCAGGUUAUCAAGACUCCUGUUCCAAACAGAAUGGAACCAUACUGAGCCUCAGCCUCUGGACUGGAGUCUGGAAAUAUUCUUGAAUUCACUUAAGCUUAGCUAGCAUAUAUUUUUCCGACAUCCCAGUCUUUGUUCUUUUAUUCUCUUGGUUUGGACGUUAUAAUAUAAUAUAAUUGCUUUGGUAAUUGUAUCAUCACUCGUUCCGCUUGCUUACUUUGUAACAUUUAGAAUCACCAAUAUGUUUCUCCCCACACAA